Molecule: messenger RNA, 2685 nt
Organism: Zootermopsis nevadensis
Lineage: Eukaryota; Metazoa; Arthropoda; Insecta; Blattodea; Termopsidae
Gene: Rab19
Product: RAS oncogene family member Rab19
Molecular function (GO): GTP binding; GTPase activity
Source: RefSeq, a predicted model, not a curated record
UGUCACUUUUUCGUAACACUCUUUUGCGGAAUGACCCUUCCGUAUAGACGUAUUUACGUCAAAAAUUCCCUUCUUCAAAGUUUAGAAAAGCUAAGUGAAAUAUAAGGUGUUUACGGCGAUGAGUACGAAGUAAGUCGCCUCUCACAAUGUAGUUAGAUAGAAGAAAUCUGGUGUAAAUCUACCAGACUACACGUUGCAAUAACCCAGCAGACAGCAAUCUUUAGUCUGGUAGAAGUUUACAUCAGGGCAAUCCGACCCGAUGAUGGAGGCAGCAAGGGCCUCUGAAUCGUCAGUAAACUUCUACCAUAUCCUACGGCGCAGCAACUUAGAAGACAGGAAUCUUCAGACUCACCCCGUGAAAACCUCAAAUCCUACGUAAAUCUAAACAUCAUUUUAACGUCUGUGCUUUUCAGAGAAGAAUGUGUUUUUUUACUGCUUUUUUAUCUGUGGUUUCGAUUAUGGCUUCUGUGGUAUUUGUAUGAACUAGUGAUUAUGACGUGAAAAUGUCAAUACGUACUUCUUCUAGUUUAGUUAAUUCUGGUGAUGAUAGUUUUGAUUACUUAUUUAAGAUAGUAUUAAUUGGUGACUGUGGUGCAGGAAAAACAUGCGUUGUACAAAGGUUCAAAUCUGGAACAUAUGUGGAAAGACACUUCAAUACAAUUGGAGUUGAUUUUUCAAUGAAAACUGUAAUAGUCGAUGGCAAGAGGGUGAAGCUGCAAAUAUGGGAUACAGCAGGCCAAGAACGGUUUCGUACCAUAACACAAAGUUAUUAUCGAUCUGCACAUGGUGUAAUUUUAGUGUAUGACAUAACAAAACGGUCAUCAUUUCUCAGUCUUCAAAGAUGGAUUGAAGAAGUUCGAAGAUAUACUGCCUCAAAUGCAAUGCUAAUUGUUGUUGGCAAUAAGUGUGAUCUAGAAAGUUUAAGGGAGGUGGAAUUUGCUGAAGCAGAAGUAAUGUCUGUGUACAUUCCAGAGAUCUUGUUUGUUCUUGAAGCUUCAGCCAAAGAAAACACCAAUAUUGAUGAUGCUUUUAUGCGUUUGGCUACAAAACUGAAGAGAAGGCAUGGUGCCAGUCCAUAUUCUAUAGGCACGGAUGAAGACACUGUAAAGCUCGGUGAAGGGAAGAGCCUGACUCGCUGCAGUGGUUGCAAUUUUGGUUUUCAAUAAUGUGCCUUACAAUUGAGUCGGACAGUAACGUGUGAUGCAGUUCUGAUGUGACAUUGUCACCAUAUCCUAGCCUUGUGCACAAUCUUUAUUAGUAGGAAGAUUAGCACCAGAGUGGCAUAGCAGAAGAUGGAGUUGUAAUAUAAGUGAUCUGACAGCAGCAAUAAAGAAUUUCUGGGAUCUUUUUGGGUAAAAGUUGUAGUCAAUCUUAGUAGCACAGAAUUAAUGAGCUUUAAGUUAUAUUAGCUGCUUCAUGCCAUUUUUAUUAGUGACAUAACCAUACUGAUUGACUGAGUGCCAUUAGCGUAAUUAUGCAUUCUGGGAUGAAAUCUUAUUUUUUAACAUAUUUCAAGUGUGAGAGUUGUGCCAUUUGUUAUAUUUACAGUGAAAUACCUGUUUAAUGAAUCUGUGGGGGAAAUAACUUUUCUUACACUAAAUCUGGGUUUUUACUAAAUGGGAUUACGUAAAAUUUACGUUGGGAACGUUUUUAUCUUGUUAUAAAAUUGGCUGUGUAUAAGGAUGAUAAAAAUAAUUUCUUUACAUAAGUGUUUCUUUACAAAUACAGUUACAUAGUUUUAUUUCACGCAAUAUAUUACGCUGAAGUCAAGCAGCUGCAAAUGGCUAGUACAGUUUGCAGGGAAAGUCAGUGCCUUAAUGUGGCAGAGAGAAGUUGUAUCUGGAAAAUGAGGUACAUAUUUAUUAAUAUACGGGAGAAUGAUUCUCUUGACGUCACUCAUUUUCGUAACAAGUGACCUUAGAACAUUUUUAAAAAGCUUGUAUAUAAUGUGUGUAUUGUCUGAAAGUGUAAGAAUAUUUCCAUGACAAUGUCCACACAGUCAUAAAACAUCUUGGCUUGGAAUAUUUUCCCACUUUUUGGGGGCGGAAACUUUUCACUUGUGUCCAUAUUUGCAUGCAGUAGAGCAGUGAUUUUUUUCUAUAUUAUAUUUUAUCCCAUGGCAUAGUGUUUCCCUGAGAGAAAGUGUCUAGCGGAAGAAGGCUUUUUGCCUUCAAAAUGCGUCAGCAAUAAUUAAAUCUUCCAGUAUUCAACUGAAUCUUUACACUUCUACUCUCCCAAUAUGUAUUUUUUAUAUAUCUGUCCUUGACGCUUCAUAAACCUGUCCAGACACCCAUUGGUAGCUUUAAAAUUAUCAGUCUUUAAUGUCGGUUAAUUUUGUUAGCUUGCCCUUCUCUUAGAUUUUUGCUGUUUGAUUGGUAGGUUUGCAGAAUGCAUUCAUUUCACUACAUCAGCACAUUCUUUAUAUAUUUAUGUUGCCAUGCUUUUAUGUCUCUUCUUUUUAUUUGAUCCAUAUCUCCUUUUCAGUUCUGUGCUUAGAAUAGACAUUUUGUUUUUCAUUGUGCUACAUAAAAAUUGUUUCAAGGUCAAAUUUUUAUUGCUGGAACAUUUGUAUUUUUUCCACUUCCAUAGAUAAUUUUAGCUUCUUCCAUGACUGAUUGCUUAUUUUUGUAGCAGUUUUGAGUAAGCAGUUAAUAAGAGUACAAUAAAGAAACACUAGUUAUGACA